CUAGACGUAGAUGUCGCUCGUGUCGGCUAAACAAAUGCUAUGCUAUGGGCAUGAAUAUGGACUACAUUAACACCAAUAUAAUCGCCACAAAUAGCAAAAAUUUAAAUCAAGAUUUAGCCGUAGUUUCCGUUGCCAUCGACCGGCCCCUCACAGACAUUACGUCCGAAUUGCGUGAAUUAGAGGCCAACCGAUUGCGGCAAUUGAUUCGCGCGACUAAUAUAUCACUGAUUACGGUGUCGCCGGAAACGGUAGAGUUUGUCCGGUUUUACGUGAACCAGUCGAGCACCCGGUGCCGGGUGUUGGAGCUGAGGCUUUCAAUAUAU
Molecule: messenger RNA, 323 nt
Organism: Oppiella nova
Lineage: Eukaryota; Metazoa; Arthropoda; Arachnida; Sarcoptiformes; Oppiidae
Source: the annotation of a GenBank genome assembly